Ambispora gerdemannii is the source of this 966-nucleotide messenger RNA. NCBI's taxonomy places the organism in Eukaryota, Fungi, Glomeromycota, Glomeromycetes, Archaeosporales, Ambisporaceae. The record is from the annotation of a GenBank genome assembly.
AUGAAUUUCGACGGAAAUCCCCAUGUCACACAAUUACUGAAUAUUCCUACUCAACACCAACAAAAUCCCGUCAACACUAAUCCCUUCACGUCAGGCAACAUAGCAAUAGUAGAGGCUGAAUCGUCGGUCCAACAGCACCAACAAACACAAACACUCGUUCCUCCGGUGAGUAUACAGCUUGCAGUCGGCUCAAUUUUUCAAAAUUGGGAAAAUGUGGAUGAAUUUCUUGAUCAGUAUGGACGUGAACAAGGAUUUGUGGUAAGGAAGAAACGGGUUGAACGUGAUGAACUAGGAAUUGUGCGAAAACGAACGUAUGACUGUGAGCAUGGAGGAAGAUAUACACCAAAAAAGAAGGCGGCACUUCAUGAACAACGUAAUCGAACUUCGAAACGUAUUCAAUGCAAUUGGCAUAUCAAUCUCUCUUAUCCUAAAACUAGUGCACAUAUAACCGUUACUACAUUUUAUCAAAUAGUAACAACGGCGACACCCACAAUAAACAACGCAUCAACGAUAUCAAAUAACAUCAAUAAUAUCAUCAAUAACAGCAGCAACGCUGAUAAUCUAAGUUACAAUCACGCUACUCAUAAUACGUCACCAAGAUAUCGAAGUGUAGUGGAAGCAGCGUCAACCGCAAAAAAUCGAACUUUACCCAAAGCGGUACUCGAAGAUAUAGAAUUCUAUACACGUCAUGGCAAUCUCGGCGUCACUACACAACGUCAACUAUUAAAAGCAAAAUAUCCAAAUCAUCAAUUGCCUGCACGUGAUGUCGCUAACGCAGUUCAAAGAAUCAAAGGAGGCACCGAGAAAAGUGUUGACAAUGACGCGGCAAAAUUAUGGAUUUGGGAAUUGGCGAGAAAAGCCACGCAAAUUGCAUUAGAUCAACAGGAUAACAAACUGGAGGAUUUGUUGCGACAGUAUAUCAGAGAAAAAGACGAUCGUGUUCGAUCAGAAAUUAUUCAGCAAUAA